Perca flavescens (yellow perch) is the source of this 3812-nucleotide messenger RNA. It is a transcript of the gene glsb, whose product is annotated as glutaminase b. Gene Ontology annotation, biological process: L-glutamine catabolic process. The transcript has 18 exons. NCBI's taxonomy places the organism in Eukaryota, Metazoa, Chordata, Actinopteri, Perciformes, Percidae. The record is from RefSeq and is a predicted model, not a curated record. Bases 98 to 2020 code for a protein of 640 amino acids. Gene Ontology annotation, molecular function: protein binding; glutaminase activity.
GUCAACGUGGUCGAGCGCGCCUCUUAACAUCUGUUCAGCUGCUACCGGACAUUUUUUGGAACCACGACGUUCUCUCUAAUUGCCUGACAGGAUUGAGAUGUUCCAGUUUAGGUUUUCGAUAGUGCUGAAGGAGUUGUUUGAAGCCACCCUAAAGCGUCCCUCGUCCGGCUCUAGACAGAAGACCUGGUCACCGACCCACCGCUGCUGCUUCGGCACCGCCUCCGUUGAUGCCAGAACAAUCUCUCCUCAACUCAAGGUCCUCCAUGCCGCUACUUACCGCCCGGCGCUCCGCGCCGCGCCCUUUACCGCCCCGUUCCGCUCGUACUGCACAAAACCUGAAGGGGCCGUGGAGCUGGACGAACAACUGAAGAAGGAUGUUGUCAGCCAAGAAGAAGCCAGUGAAAAGAGAAGAACUGCAGGCAUUCUCCCCAGUUUGGAGGACUUGCUCUUCUACACAGUCGCAGAAGGCCAAGAGAAGAUUCCUGCUCAUAAAUUUCUCACAGCGCUUAAAGCCACCGGGCUUCGCACUGGAGAUCCCAGACUGAAGGAAUGCAUGGACACCCUUAAAGAAACUCUAAGGAACACAACAGAUGGCGUUACGCUGGACAGGCACCUAUUCAAGAAGUGUGUCCAGAGCAACAUUGUCCUGCUCACUCAGGCCUUCCGCAAGAAGUUCGUCAUCCCAGACUUCCAGUCCUUCACCUCCCAUAUUGAUGAGCUGUAUGAGAGUGCCAAAAAGCUCACUGGAGGACAGGUUGCAGACUACAUUCCUCAGCUCGCCAAAUUCAGCCCUGACCUGUGGGCCGUCUCUCUGUGCACAGUGGACGGACAGAGGCACACGGUAGGAGACACCAAGGUCCCUUUCUGUCUGCAGUCCUGUGUUAAGCCUCUGAAGUACGCUGUGGCUGUCCAUGACCACAGCACAGAGUAUGUGCACAGUUUCAUUGGGAUGGAGCCCAGUGGCCUGCGCUUUAAUAAGCUCUUCCUGAGUGACGAUGAUAAGCCCCACAACCCCAUGGUGAAUGCUGGCGCUAUAGUUUGCACUUCACUGAUAAAGCAAGGUGCAAGCAACGCAGAAAGAUUUGAUUAUGUCAUGAACUUUCUGAAAAAAAUGGCUGGAAACGAGUACGUGGGUUUCAGCAAUGCCACAUUCCAGUCAGAGCGUGAGUCAGGAGACAGGAACUUUGCCAUCGGCUACUACCUGAAAGAAAAAAAGUGUUUUCCAGAGGGGACAGACAUGACAUCUGUACUGGACUUCUACUUCCAACUGUGUUCGAUUGAGGUGACCUGCGAGAGCGCCAGUGUCAUGGCAGCCACCCUGGCUAACGGCGGCAUCUGUCCAAUCACGGGCGAGCGUGUGCUGAACCCCGAGGCGGUGAGGAACACCUUGAGUCUGAUGCACUCCUGCGGCAUGUACGACUUCUCAGGACAGUUUGCUUUCCACGUCGGUCUGCCUGCCAAGUCUGGAGUAGCGGGGGGGAUCCUGCUGGUUGUACCCAACGUGAUGGGUAUUAUGUGCUGGUCACCUCCGCUAGACAAGCUGGGCAACUCAGUCAGAGGAAUACAGUUCUGCACGGACCUCGUGGAGCGUUUCAACUUCCACAACUACGACAACCUGAGGCACUUUGCCAAGAAGCACGACCCUCGCAGAGAAGGAGGGGACCAGCGGGUCAAGUCUGUCAUCAACCUGCUGUUUGCUGCCUACACAGGAGACGUCUCUGCACUGAGGAGGUUUGCGCUGUCAUCCAUGGACAUGGAGCAGAGGGACUACGACUCUAGAACGGCCCUCCAUGUGGCAGCAGCUGAAGGACACACAGAGGUGGUGCGCUUCCUCCUGGAGGCCUGCAAGGUGAACCCAGUACCCAGAGACAGAUGGGGGAACACUCCGAUAGAAGAAGCGGUGCACUUUGGCCACCACGACGUGGUCACCAUCCUGCAGAAACACAAUGAGAAAUACAGCCCGCCUGCUGGGGCUGGCGACAAGGAGAGUGCUGAGAAGAACCUGGACAGCCUGCUGUAGACCUGCUGCACACAACCAACAUACUUUAGGUGGACCAUUGUUCUUGAACAACUUUAUACAUUAGUGACCAUACUUUGGAUAUGUGUGGUGAAUUAGUUAUUGUUGCUGUGUCCCGUCCGGUGUGCUUUGCUUUGUGGCUGUACGUCGCUGCUCUACUUCAUAUCUCUCCCCUGCCUCGAUCAUACCAUGUUUAAACAAAUGAUACAAUAUCUGGACAUCUGUAAUGCAAUGCUUACAGUAUAUUACUCAUGUCACGUGUCGGUCAGAGGUGGGGGGGCUCUAGUGACACGACAAACUUGAGGACUUGAGACUUGACUUGGUAUUCCAGACUUGAGACUUGACUUAGACUUGAGACAGGUGACUCAAAAGGACUUUUUAUUAAUGUAAUAAAAAUGCAAUAUUUGCUUUUUUCAAGCUAUUGAGAAGUUACGUUUUGUUUUUGAAACAUGACUGGGUGAUUUUUUUUUGUGGAAUGUUGGCAAACCUGGCAACCUUCCAGAGUGCAGCAGACCGGCAGAGGCCAACGAAGGAGGCAGGAGGGGCUAGUCUCGCCUUGGCCAGACUCUGGCAUUCCUGCAUAGGAGAAAAACCUGCUCUGGUUUAUUGGUAUUUCUGUAAACCAGUUACAAUCCAUCUUGGGCAGCGCUAAGCGCCGGACGGAGCCAGGGUGCCUCUGAAAAAUAGCCUCAGGAAGGAACUUGUUUUGGUGGAACACGUGUACGUUCAAAAGUAGUUUUAGUCGUGCAACAGAAAACUCAGACUGGACAGAUAGUCUAGCUAGCUGUCUGGAUUUACCCUGCAGAGAUCUGAGGAGCAGUUAACCAUAGUCCUCACAAAUCCACCGGAGGCUAGAACACCAACACAGAGGAACAAUACGUGCGUCACCUGAACAAUACCGAAAGUGGAACGUCGUCAAUAUAUGCCGGGAGGGGCGUAAUGCCAAAAAUAAUCAAAUUUGGAUUCAAGGAUUAUGUAGUCAAUGGCCGUAGUAAGAAGAGAACAGAGGUGUGAAAGGUCUGCAGCUCAAAGAUCACCGACACGACCACCACCACAACAUCUGAGCUAACCUCAGCGAUCACUACGAAGCCCACAAGGAAAGGGGCGUGAACGUGUCUGUUUAGCUAGGCGUAGCCUCAACAGGCUGGUUAAACGUUCAUUUGGACCUACUUUAGACUGUAUGACUUGACUUGUGACUUGCUUGACUGAAAGCAGAGACUCGACUCGACUUGCUCGAUUCUCACUACGGUGACUUGAGACUCGCUCGUGACUCACUCCCACCUCUGGUGUCGGUACUGUAAAUCACAUCUACGGCAUCCCAGGAUAUAGACUGUAUCAAAGUGUAUUAGUUUAGUUCCAGUGUAGUUCAUGUUAUACUGUUCUUUACCUAGAAAUAUUUGGGUUAAUACUCCAAUUGUACAAUUGUAUUAGUUUUGUGAGCUAGUGAGGUGUUCGGGAAAUUCCAAUAUAAACUUUAUAACGCGUCUGUGUUUGUGUAAACGUGUAAAGGCUCACAGGCAUUAAGCUGACACUGCAGUAAUGUGCCUGUCUGGGUUCCAUAUAGCUGCAUCUAUUCUCCGAUUGUUCUCCUGACUGCUGCGAGGUCAGCGGCAGGUUUUAUGAAGCUGCGUCUCCUUUGAAAGAUUGUACUCCGAAUGUAUUUUUCAGUGGCAACACUUGCAAUAGAAGCACUGUAUUUAUUUCACAGAGAUACUUUUUAAAGAGUAAAAUUCAUUUAAAGAUGUAAGAUUGUGUCAUGUUUUGCACCUGGGAUAAAGGCAAGUUGGUUUCUUUA